Onychomys torridus (southern grasshopper mouse) is the source of this 1817-nucleotide messenger RNA. RefSeq names its product zinc finger protein 431-like. Gene Ontology annotation, biological process: regulation of DNA-templated transcription. The transcript is spliced from 6 exons. Bases 93 to 1421 code for a protein of 442 amino acids. The record is from RefSeq and is a predicted model, not a curated record. NCBI's taxonomy places the organism in Eukaryota, Metazoa, Chordata, Mammalia, Rodentia, Cricetidae.
GCCGCCGGCUUCAGGCUUGGCUUUGAAGAGAAACUGGGGCCUUUGAUUUUGUGUGUUGUGUUAUGAAUGCUGCAGGGAGCUGAGCAGGGAACAUGGAUGAGCUGGAAAACCAUGACAUGGGAGCUGUGAGGAAGACCACAAGCCAUGCCAUGAAUUCAGUGACCUAUGAUGAUGUGCAUGUUGACUUCACUAAGGAAGAGUGGGCUUUGCUGGAUCCUUCCCAGAAGUAUCUCUACAAAGAUGUGAUGCUGGAGACUUACAGGAACCUCACUAUUAUAGGAUACAGUUGGGAAGACCAUAAUAUUGAAGAACAUUGUCAAAGUUCUAGAAGAUAUGGAAGGCAUGAAAGAAGCCAAACUGGAGAGAAGCCUUCUGUAUAUACUCAAUGUGCCUUUGCAUACGAUAGUCAGCUUCAAAGUCAUGAAAGAAUGCAUACUGGAGAAAAACCCCAUGAAUGUAAUCAGUGUGGUAAAGUCUUUGCACAGCACAGUCAUCUUCAAAGGCAUAAAAGAACACAUACUGGAGAAAAACCUCAUGAAUGUAAUCAGUGUGGUAAAGCUUUUGCACAGCACAGUCAUCUUCAAAGGCAUCAAAGAACACAUACUGGAGAGAAACCCUAUGAAUGUAAUCAAUGUGGUAAAGCCUUUGCACGUCUUAGUACUCUUCAAGUGCAUAAAAGAACACACACUGGAGAGAAACCCUAUGAAUGCAAUCAGUGUGGUAAAGCUUUUGCUUAUCACAAUACUCUUCAAAUGCAUGAAAGAACACACACUGGAGAGAAACCCUAUGAAUGUAGUCAAUGUGGUAAAGCCUUUGCCCAGCAAAGUAGUCUUCAAAUGCAUAAAAGAGCACAUACUGGAGAGAAACCCUAUGAAUGUAGUCAGUGUGGUAAAGCCUUUGCACAGCACAGUCACCUUCAAAUGCAUAAAAGAACACAUACUGGAGAGAAACCCUAUGAAUGUAAUCAAUGUGGUAAGGCCUUUGCACAACAUAGUAAUCUUCAAGUACAUACAAGAACACAUACUGGAGAGAAACCCUAUGAAUGUAAUCAAUGUGGUAAAGCCUUUGCACAUCACACUCAUCUUCAAAUGCAUACAAAAACACAUACUGGAGAGAAACCCUAUGAAUGUAAUCAAUGUGGUAAAGUCUUUGCUCGUCACAGUAAUCUUCAAAUGCAUAAAAGAGCACAUACUGGAGAGAAACCUUAUGAAUGUGAUCAGUGUGGUAAAGCCUUUGCACGUCAUGGUACUCUUCAAAUACAUAAAAGAACACACACUGGAGAGAAACCCUAUGAAUGUAAUCAAUGUGGUAAAGCCUUUGCACGUAAGAGUAAUCUUUUAAAGCAUAAAAGAACACAUACUAGAGAGAAAUCCUAUGAAUGUAAUCAGUACAAUCCGUUCACAGCUGUAGCCAUAGCCUGACUUCUGAGUCAGGAUACAUUUCUCUCCAGAGCUGUAACAUUUGCACUAUGAAAUGUUAGACCCUUGAAUCUUGUGGCAGGAAUUACAGAAAAUUAUCAGAAAUCCUACCUUGAUCCUGGGAAUGAACAUUUCUUAACUGCCCAGCCAUGUCUCUGGUGCUUUAAAUAUUUUAAAGCCUAUUUAUAUCAUUUUGAAGUCAGGAAAUGAGGACAAACUCACACAAGAGCAAAACCUUAUUUAUAUAAAUGAUUUGGUAAAGACUUUAGACAUCACAGUUGUCUUCAUCUUCAAGAAAAAAAAUCACAUUUCAUUAAUUUUUUUAUCAUAGCCUUGAAGGAAGUGAAUCGCUUACCAUGUUCACUGAAGACUGAUGGUGGAAAUCACUGCAUUGUUGUG